GAGAGAGAUGUUGGGUUCUGGAGAAAAGUUGGCAAUGGUCGUGGCAGUGCUGGUGGUGUUGGUGGUCAUGGGUUCUGGGGUUGCAGGAAGAGAACCAACACUUCAUAGGGUUGGUGGAGGAAAGAACACAUGGGCACCGAAUGUUAACUUCACCGAAUGGUCGAGUCAUGAGCACUUUCAUGUGGGUGAUUGGCUCUACUUUGGAUUCGACAAGACUCAAUACAACGUCCUAGAGGUGAACAAGACGAGCUAUGACAAGUGCAUUGACACAGGCUUCAUCACGAAUGUCACCAAGGGCGGUCGGGACGUGUUCAAUCUCACUGAGGCAAAGCCUUACUACUUCAUCAGCGGCAGAGGUUACUGCUUCAGCGGAAUGAAGCUCGCCGUCAACGUCACGGUGAUGCUGCCCCCGCCAUCAGGGGAUCCGCCCAAGAAAGGCGGCUCUUCGUGUUCAGUCGGCGGCGUGAGUCGAUGGACGAUCCUUCUCUCCCUGCUUGCUGCUACAUUUCUGUUCUGCUCAUGACAAGUUCAGGCCCUGAAGGAGUUCAUUUAACUGAAAAUCUAGUCACUGAUAUGUGUAAUUUAUAGGUUG
Molecule: messenger RNA, 592 nt
Organism: Rhodamnia argentea
Lineage: Eukaryota; Viridiplantae; Streptophyta; Magnoliopsida; Myrtales; Myrtaceae
Product: lamin-like protein
Exons: 2
Coding region: 8-523 (171 amino acids)
Cellular component (GO): plasma membrane
Molecular function (GO): electron transfer activity
Source: RefSeq, a predicted model, not a curated record